GAGGUUUUUCUUCAGGGUUCCAGCUUUCUUCCUCUUCCUGCCUCUUCCCUUUUCACACUUGCUUCCUCAGUAAUAAAGGUACUGUGCAGCCCUGAGGAACCAUCUGCACACAGACGGCCAGCAGACCUUCAGCUCUGAAGACACCAGGACGAUGCUCUUUGGGCUUGUAUGUACAUGAUUGUCAUUUCUCUUCUCUUUGCUCCCUCCUCCUGCUGCCGCCGCCGCUUUACAAGAAUACCUGGAGUCCAGAAUUCUGAGAAGUGGAGCGACUUCAAAACCACAUUUUAGUUUAUGUAAACUGUGGCCACGUGUCUGUGUUCUGUUUUAGUUCUGUUUCAACUCAGAUUAAUCUGUAACAGACCAGAGAUUAAAUUCUUAGCUUUCACAGCUACUUUUGAACCUGUGACCAAAUUAUUGUUUUCAUUUUUUACAGGACGCCAUUUCAGCCAGGUUAUAUUGAUUUUCCAAAAGGUCUUCAUUUUCUUUAUCCCUCCAGUUCCACUCCCUUUUUCUGCUUUUGUACAAUGGCUACAAAUUCUACUCUGCAUCCAGACCUGCCCACGUGCCGUGAGCUCCACUGCUCCAGCCACGGCACCUGCGUGCCUCCUGUGGGUGCAGGAGUGGAUGUGGUGUGUGAGUGUGACCUGGGCUACCAGGGCCAGUCCUGUGACGACACCGUCCACGGGUCACUCAGUCUGCCGCUCACCCUGGGUGUGCUGGGCGUCAUCAUAGGGCUGUUGAUCCUGGCGUUCAUCUUGGCCAAGUGCAGACAGAGACAAAAGAAAAACCGCAGGAGACGACGGGCAGAAAAAUUCAGCUAUGAAAUCGCUGUAUGAGAAAAGAGUGUAAAAUGUACGAAUUAUUGGAUUACUCCUUUAAAUAUAUAUAUUUGUUUGAAAUAUUCGGUUUAUAUGUUAAAAAAAUGAAAAAAAAGAUUGUAACAUUAUUUUUCUCCUUUUUUAACUGUCCAAGAGGUUCACAGUACAUAACUUUGAUUGAUUCUCUCGAUUAUUUUUAAUCCAUUCUAGCUUUUUUCAACAACAAUGCCUCUUUUUUGAACUAUUGUAGACCAGAAACUCCAACACUGAAUUAUUAUCUGAACUUUGGCCGUGUAUAGAUGGGACAGUGAUUGGUCCAAUUUAUACUGAUAUGUUUACAAACUAAUGUUGCUGACUGACAAACAAUACUUUGCUUUUCAACACAACAUUUGAAUGAAAACACACCAUAUACAAUAAUGAAAUAUAUAUGUACAUAUAUGUAAAAGUAUGUGCGUACAUAUAUGUAUAUACACACACAUAUACACGUAUAUAUGUAUAUGUAUAUCCAUUAUGUAUAUAUACUGUAUGUCGACUACAUAAGCCUAGAGAAUACUUCUAGAAGUAUUACUAAAACUUUGGAUAAAGGGCCAUUCAUUUCAUCACUUUAGUGUAAAUUUACAUGUUUUAAACAUUGUUCUUCAGAGCCGUCUAUGGCUCAAUGUGGCCUGGAACGAAGGUGCCGUUUUGGUUGAACUGGUCCAGCAGCCUGGCUGCGCUGUGGAGAGAAGGCUGGCCGUAGGCACAUCAGUCUGCGACUGAGUAUAUUUUAAUAUAUGUAUAUAUGUAUAAUAUGUGAGAUGUUAGCCACCAUUGACUUGUUUAGAGAUUAUCACUUGCAAAAACGCUUUCGACCUGAAGGAACCUGUGACUUUAGACCAACGUCUCGUUAGCAGUUGUCCUGUAAAAUUACACUCUCGUUAGGACAUCAGGUCUAAGACUGCACUAUUGUAGGCUUUGUGUUUCAUUACCUGCUCAUUUCUUUAGACUCUUGACUGAAUUGUUGUCUCGUUUUAAUGUAAGUAUUGAUUUUCACUGAACUAAUGAUCAAUGAUGGCAGACGAUGUUAGGGUUAGGGUUAGGUGGUAAAGCUGAGCACAAAGCAAAACAAAGCUUUUUAUUUCUACCCCUACCACCAACAAACCCGCACCGGUGACAUCAUUGUCAUGUAUAUAAAUAUUUUUCUAUGUUUUUCUAUUUUUUCACUUGUAGAAUAUAUAUGUUAACUCACUCAUGUAGUCAGAGGUCAAUUGGAUUUUACUGUAUUUUCCAUACAGUAUUCCUACAGACCUCAGUAUACUGUAAAAUGCACUUUACUGUAUGUGUAUGAAUAAAGGCCCAUGACUAACAGA
This is a messenger RNA of Cynoglossus semilaevis (tongue sole), 2167 nucleotides long. RefSeq names its product fibropellin-1-like. The transcript has 3 exons. The record is from RefSeq and is a predicted model, not a curated record. NCBI's taxonomy places the organism in Eukaryota, Metazoa, Chordata, Actinopteri, Pleuronectiformes, Cynoglossidae. Bases 525 to 836 code for a protein of 103 amino acids.